AUGAUUAAACCUCGAAUUCUUGCUAAUAAUUAUAAGAAAAUAUCAAUCAUUUUAAACAAUAUUAACAAGAACAAAAUUAAUACUCCUCUUGUAGGUCCUGUUCUUAUUGGUUCACGUGCUGCAAAAUGGCAUGUUUCUUCUUUUCGUGAACCUAAUGAUUGGGAUUUAAUAGCAACUCCUUUACAAACAACUUUAUUUAUUAAUAAAGUUAAAGAAUCUAGAGCAAUUUUUAAUAAUAUCAACUUAAUUCAUUAUCCGGGAGGUGGACUAAAACUUGUUGGAGAAUGUAUUGAACUAUCAACAAGUGAGAAACCUAUCAGCUUUGAUAUUGAGCUUGUCUCUGAUAAAGUAGAUCUCAGAAACAUGAAGUCAAAUGUAAAUUUGAAUAAAGAAGAGAAUGUUAAGGAAGAUGUCAACAAUUCUAAAGAUAAUAUUCAAGAUGAUAUUAAUAAAAUUGAAUUUGAAAAGUUUAAUGAUAUUCGGCCAAAAAUAAGUUCUUUGAUGAUUUUAGAAAUGUGUCAAAAUAUAAAAGAUAAAAUAAUGUUUCCAUUAAUGUCAAAUUUUUUAUGUAUUGUUGCUCCAUUGAAAAUUCUUGAAGCUUUGAAAACAUCUCAUAUUAAUUGGCCAGCCGAUUUUCAUAAAAAUAUUGCAGAUUUGCAUCUUUUGAGAAUUUUAUUGGAUUAUAAUAAAGUGUCAACUAUUCAACCAUUAUGUAGUCCACAACGUGAUGAACCAAUUGAACUUAUGUUAAAGACUCGUAUUAAAGAAACUGAAAUUAUACAAGGAAAACCAGGUGCACAUAUCAACUUAAACAUGUCUAAUGAAGAUUUCUUAGAAAAUGAAGAUAAUCUUUUUGUACAAAAGCGUGUUCCUCAUGAUGAUUUACAUGAACUUGUUAAGUAUGGUGAUCAUCCAAUUUAUCAAGGUCUAAAGGAUGAUCAGUCUAAAGCAUGGAUAAAAAAAUCCCUUUUUGAAAAACUUGACUAUCAAACAAAACUUAAUUGUGUAAAAGAAGAAGCAAUGGUUAUUGCACUUGAAAGAUAUCUUAUUCCAAUGAUCUCAGAAAAUCAAGAAACUUCUUACAAUUUGGCACUUAUUAGGAUUUGCACUACGUUAACUAAGGGUUGGUUUCGUCAAUUUGCAAUAGAUAAUUAUCCUCAACUUAUAAAUCUUGAUAAAGAUUUAUUAUCAAUUGCUCGUAAUGUAAUUAAAAAAUUUCCUAUAAAACUAAAAAAGCCAGUUUUAUUAAUACUUGAUCCAGAAACUCAAGCAAUUUUUGAUUCUAUUCGUCCAUACACUGAAACACUUUCUUUCUCUAAUAAAUUUCUUGGUUAUGAUCCUGAUUUUAAUAUAACUGGAGUCAAGAUUACUUCUCCUGUAAAUAAUAACAUAUCAGUAACGGCUAUUAUUACAACUCUGUGUGAAUAUAAUUUUAGUUGCAAUCCAUCUGCUAGUUGGUCAGCAUCUGUUGUCAUUUUACCUAGUAAAGACUUGAAAACAUUCUUAAGUAAAAAUAAUAAAAAUGAAGACAGAAAUUACGAAAAUCUUACCUCUAAGUAUAUAUUUUCACUAAGAAUUAAAGCAAAUACUAGUGGUUCUAGUUGGGGAGUAGGAGAAGAUAUUUGGAAACCAAUAUAUAUUAAAGCUAAAUCAGCUGAUGAUGUCGCUAGUAUACUUGAAAUCCCUGGCCUUACUGGUGAUUUAUUAUUUAAAUAUGUGUUGGAUUUUUUGAAUCCAACUUUAACAAAUAAUGGAGAGACACCACUUAAACAUUGGGUCAAUGAAUUGAAAAGUGAAGGAGCUAUUCCAAUUGAACCAGAACAACAUCUUUGGUAUCAUGCUUGGAAUUAUGAAUUGAAAUCAUUAUUUAUGUAG
Rhizophagus irregularis DAOM 181602=DAOM 197198 is the source of this 1875-nucleotide messenger RNA. The record is from RefSeq and is a predicted model, not a curated record. Lineage: Eukaryota; Fungi; Glomeromycota; Glomeromycetes; Glomerales; Glomeraceae.